Syngnathoides biaculeatus (alligator pipefish) is the source of this 675-nucleotide messenger RNA. RefSeq names its product nanos homolog 1-like. Gene Ontology annotation, cellular component: perinuclear region of cytoplasm. The transcript has a single exon. NCBI's taxonomy places the organism in Eukaryota, Metazoa, Chordata, Actinopteri, Syngnathiformes, Syngnathidae. Bases 58 to 675 code for a protein of 205 amino acids. Gene Ontology annotation, biological process: oogenesis; negative regulation of translation. Gene Ontology annotation, molecular function: zinc ion binding; mRNA binding. The record is from RefSeq and is a predicted model, not a curated record.
GGAGGACGAGGACGAGGACCAGCAGAAGGUCCCGCGAGGCAGGCGGCCAGCACCGCGAUGGAUUUGGUGCCGCGCGGCUGCUUGUCCCCGUGCGACCACACUUUCAAUUUCUGGAACGACUACCUGGGCUUGUCCACCCUGGUGGCCCCCGCGAACCGGCCCCGGAGCCCCGUGGCGUGCGGCGGCCCCGACUCCAUAAGCGAGUCCCUGAGAGCCAGGUUGAACUCGGACGAGUCGCCCGACGAGCUCGGCGAGCGCAUCUCGCUGCUGCGCCGGCGGCCGCUGGCCCGCCUCGGACCGGCCAGGGACGGGGGCGACGCGCUCGGCUCCCCGGUCGUGUGUCCGGAUGCCCCGGAGGCCCCGGAGGCGCGCGGACGCUGCAAGCGGGCUCCGCGCGGCAAGCCCGAGGCCAGGCUGUGCGUGUUUUGCCGGAAUAACGGCGCCCCGGAGGAGGUGUACGCCAGCCACAUCCUCAAGACGGCGGACGGCCGCGUGCUGUGCCCGGUCCUGCGGGCGUACACUUGCCCGCUGUGCAGCGCCAACGGGGACAACGCCCACACCGUCAAGUACUGCCCGCUGUUCGCCUGCAGGGCGCCGCCCGGCGGGGGCCACGACGGCCUGCUGCUGGCCGGAGGAGGCAGGACGCCCGGCGGGAGGCUCCAGCUCUUCUCCUGA